AUGUUUGGUAUGAGAAGACUUCUUCCUGCAGGUUUUCAGUACACAUACACUAUUUCUGUCCUUUCCUCUCCAACUGGUUGGAGGUUACCCGCUAGUUGGCCUUCUGAAAUUGGAACCUUUCUGGUUCAACACUUUGAUUUAAAUCUUGAAGACACUAUUAAAUGGAAACAUGGUUCUUUUUGGUUCAAGGCUGUGUGGAAUGUUUGUAGGGAGCAUAGUGAUCCAGUUCCUUGGUGCAGCUUAGUGGUUUGGAACAAUAACAGGCCUAGAAUUGCUGUUCAAACUUCCCUUAUUUUACACAAUGCUUUUCCAUCCUAUUUCAAUCUAAGAAGGAGAGGUUUUGUUGGUCCAGCCAUUUGUUAUAAUUGCUUCUCUGAAGCUGACUCUCGAGACCAUCUGUUUUGGUGUUGCCCUUAUGCUAGACGCGUAUGGAACUGUGUUGUCUCCGGUGUUGUGCCCGGUAUGCUAUAUGCUGUGUGGGAGUCUUGUUAG
Molecule: messenger RNA, 492 nt
Organism: Cornus florida
Lineage: Eukaryota; Viridiplantae; Streptophyta; Magnoliopsida; Cornales; Cornaceae
Exons: 2
Coding region: 1-492 (163 amino acids)
Source: RefSeq, a predicted model, not a curated record